This is a messenger RNA of Cryptomeria japonica (Japanese cedar), 993 nucleotides long. RefSeq names its product short-chain dehydrogenase reductase 2a-like. The coding region runs from base 22 to 819 and encodes 265 amino acids. The transcript has 2 exons. Gene Ontology annotation, molecular function: oxidoreductase activity. NCBI's taxonomy places the organism in Eukaryota, Viridiplantae, Streptophyta, Pinopsida, Cupressales, Cupressaceae. The record is from RefSeq and is a predicted model, not a curated record.
UUAUUUGCAAUUUUUACAGCCAUGGCUUGUACACAGAGAAGAUUGGAAGGCAAGGUGGCAAUAAUCACAGGCGGAGCGUCAGGCAUUGGAGAAGCGAGUGUCCGGCUCUUCACAAAACACGGUGCCAAAGUCAUAAUCGCCGACAUUUCAGACGAAGCAGGGGAAAAACUAGCAGAAUCUCUAUCUCCAUCGGCGACCUUCAUCCACUGCGAUGUGAGCAAAGAGUCGGACGUUAGUGCUGCCGUAGAUUCGGCGAUGCAAAAACACGGGCGGGUGGACAUCAUGUUCAACAAUGCCGGGACAGCAGAUGUGCAGAAAGGGAGCGUUGCAGAGUACGAUGCGAAACAAUUCGAGAAUGUUAUGAACGUAAAUGCAAAGGGAGUAUUGCAUGGGAUGAAGCAUGCGGCCCGCGUGAUGAUCCCAGCUAAAAAGGGCUGCAUAAUUUCCACAGCCAGCGUUUCAGCGGUUUUGGGCGGCGGUAUGUCUUAUGCUUACACUGCCUCUAAACAUGCUAUUGUUGGCUUGUCCAAAAGCGGCGCUGCUGAGCUGGGCAAGUUUGGAAUCAGAGUGAAUUGUGUGUCACCUUCUAUCGUUGCAACUCAUAUGGCAGUCAAGCUUAUGGAAGAGAAUACUUGUUCAGUGGAGGGGGAGGGCAGGGCCAUGGUGGAAGAGUGGGCUAAUAGUGUUGGGAACUUAAAGGGGGUUACUCUUAAAGAGGACGAUAUUGCACAGGCUGCAAUGUAUUUGGCCAGUGAUGAAGCAAAGUAUGUGAGUGGUCUUAAUCUUGUUGUCGAUGGUGGAUUCACUGUUGUAGGCUAAAUGUUAGAAUAUGUAAUAUCUCCUCCAAUUAAAUAUUGGUAAGAAUAUUCUAGAAAGAAUAAAGAUAAGAUAAAUGAAGGAAAAUAUUAGGAUUUGGUAUGUCGGUCUAAUAUCUAGAAAGGCCUAGAAUGUUUCCAGAAAGUUUCUAGAAUUGUCCAAAGACCCCUAUAUGUA